CCUGCCGACGUCGCCGCGGGGAGCUCACCUGGGAGACCCGCCGAGGAAGCGCAGCCUCGCCUCGGCCUCUCCCGGCAGCGCGGGCGGCCCAGCGGGAAGGCGGCGGCGGCGGCGGCGGCGGAGCGGGACGAGCGGCGGCCGUAGGACAGCAACCCCCCGGGGGCGCGGCCGCCCACCUGCACCUGGCGCCCUGCCCGCCCCGCGCCCCGAGCCCCGCGCCCGCGCCCCGCCGGCCGCUGCCUCCCGCCGGCCGAGCGCUGCCGCCAGGUAUUGCCAUUUAAUGAAAUCUUCUUGCCAGCAAAUCUAUGAUAAAAAAAUAUAAGUAACGAGGAAACUAUAACUGUUAUUUGUCAAGUGGCAAGCUUUUAAUGCCAGAAUGACUCACAUAAAGCGACUAGUAAAAUUACAUCUUAAAAGACAUUAUCAUAAAAAGUUCUGGAAGCUUGGUACAGUAAUUUUUUUCUUUAUAAUAUUUUUGAUUUUAAUGCAAAGAGAAGUUAGUAUUCAAUAUUCCAAAGAGGAAUCAAAGAUGGAAAGAAAUAUAAACAAAAACAAGAUGUUUGAUUUCAUGCUAGAAGCUGUAAACAAUAUUAAAGAUGCAAUGCCAAAAAUGCAAAUAGGAGCACCUGUCAGGCAAAACAUUGAUGCUGGUGAGAGACCCUGUUUGCAAGGAUACUAUACAGCAGCAGAAUUGAAACCGGUUCUUGACCGCCCACCUCAGGAUUCUAAUGCACCUGGUGCUUCUGGUAAAGCAUUCAAGACAACCAAUUUAAGUGUUGAAGAGCAGAAGGAAAAAGAACGUGGAGAAACAAAACACUGUUUUAAUGCUUUUGCAAGUGACAGGAUUUCUUUACACCGAGAUCUUGGACCAGACACUCGACCUCCUGAAUGUAUUGAACAAAAAUUUAAGCGCUGUCCUCCCCUGCCUACCACCAGUGUCAUAAUAGUUUUUCACAAUGAAGCCUGGUCCACGCUGCUCAGAACUGUCCACAGUGUGCUUUAUUCUUCUCCUGCCAUACUGCUGAAGGAAAUCAUUUUGGUGGAUGAUGCUAGUGUAGAUGAGUACUUACAUGAUAAAUUAGAAGAAUAUAUAAAACAAUUUUCUAUAGUAAAAAUAGUCAGACAAAAAGAGAGAAAAGGUCUGAUCACUGCAAGGCUGCUAGGAGCAACAGUUGCAACAGCUGAAACACUCACAUUUUUAGAUGCUCACUGUGAGUGUUUCUACGGCUGGUUGGAACCUUUGUUGGCCAGAAUAGCCGAGAACUACACGGCUGUAGUGAGUCCGGAUAUUGCAUCCAUAGAUCUAAACACAUUUGAAUUCAACAAACCUUCUCCUUAUGGAAGUAAUCACAACCGUGGAAACUUUGACUGGAGUCUUUCAUUUGGCUGGGAAUCGCUUCCUGAUCAUGAGAGGCAAAGAAGGAAAGAUGAAACCUACCCAAUUAAAACACCCACUUUUGCAGGCGGCCUUUUUUCCAUAUCAAAAGAAUAUUUUGAAUAUAUUGGAACUUACGAUGAAGAAAUGGAAAUCUGGGGAGGUGAAAAUAUAGAAAUGUCUUUCAGAGUAUGGCAAUGUGGUGGGCAGUUGGAGAUUAUGCCUUGCUCUGUUGUUGGACAUGUUUUUCGCAGCAAAAGCCCUCAUACCUUUCCAAAAGGCACUCAGGUGAUUGCUCGCAACCAAGUUCGCCUUGCAGAAGUCUGGAUGGAUGAAUACAAGGAAAUAUUUUAUAGGAGAAACACAGAUGCAGCAAAAAUUGUUAAACAAAAAUCAUUUGGUGAUCUUUCAAAAAGAUUUGAAAUAAAGCACCGCCUUCAAUGUAAAAAUUUUACAUGGUAUCUGAAUACUAUUUAUCCAGAAGCAUAUGUGCCAGACCUUAAUCCUGUUAUAUCUGGAUAUAUAAAAAGCAUUGGUCAGCCUCUGUGUCUGGAUGUUGGAGAAAAUAAUCAAGGAGGCAAACCAUUAAUUUUGUACACGUGUCAUGGACUCGGGGGAAACCAGUAUUUUGAAUACUCGGCUCAACAUGAAAUUCGGCAUAACAUCCAGAAGGAAUUGUGUCUUCAUGCUGCUCAAGGUCUUGUUCAGCUGAGAGCAUGUACCUACAAAGGUCACAGGACAGUGGCCAGUGGAGAGCAGAUAUGGGAGAUCCAGAAGGAUCAACUUCUAUAUAAUCCAUUCUUAAAAAUGUGCCUUUCAGCAAAUGGAGAGCAUCCGAGCUUAGUGUCAUGCAAUCCAUCAGAUUCACUCCAAAAAUGGAUUUUUAGCCAAAAUGAUUAAGUGUUCCUUAAAAUUAAGGAGUUGAAAAAGGAGAUAUUCUUUCUCAUAAAACUGUGACUAGGCAUACACUGUAGUUUUUGAAAAUUAUGCAAAAGCAGCUAAUUGUAACUUAUUCCAAGUGCAUUUUUCUUAUUUAUAUCUUAAAAUAUCUAUGUAGCACUGCUACAGAAAUCUUUUUAAGUUUCCGUUUCAAAGCACAAUGACUAAUAAUACCAAAGACUAUUUUGAAAUGUCCAGAUGUAGGGAAAGAGAUGUUUACAGUAUGAUGAAAAUAAUUUUCUAAGUAAAGUGAUAUGUGUGUGUUUUGUACCUUAAAGAUAUGCAUAGCUACAUUCGCACACUCACAAUUUAAAAUAUUUCUUCUAGCUUUUUGGGGGGAGGGAGAAAGAUUUGAUAUUGUAUUUUUUUAACUACAUAGAAAUGGAUCAAUGAAGGUCAAGCAUUGGCCUUUGUGUACAAACCAGGAAACUUUUAUAGAUCUAGAAUUUAUUAUAUAAAAAAAUGCAGGUAAACUUAUUUGCCUUUUGUUUACUUAUCUGUCAUAGGAUUCCUUAAACAUAAAAUUAAAUGAAUAAGGAGAAUAUUUUUAACACUUCAAUAUCUUGGCAAAUUUUAAAAUAUUUUUUAGUCUGAAGCCCACUUGACUUGAAGCACUUAAAUCUUCCUUAAAAGACAUUUCUUAAAUAACUAUACUGUGUGUUUUCCCAAAGCAAUUAAAAAAAAAAAAAAAACAGGUGUCUUUUCUUUCUGCUGGUCUUUUUUUCUUACCAGAAUUCACUAAUCUUGAAUGUUUGUGAGAUUGAAUUUCAAAUGCAGAAUACUUGACUCAUUUAAGACCUAAAAUUUUAUUUCUUACUGAUUCAAUCUAGAUUGUCUUUGUAAAGAAUUUUUUUUCAUCAAAAAAGCCUUCUAUGUGGAAAACACAAUAAAAUGAAUCCUUA
Messenger RNA from Nyctereutes procyonoides (raccoon dog), 3216 nucleotides. RefSeq names its product polypeptide N-acetylgalactosaminyltransferase 3 (gene GALNT3). Gene Ontology annotation, cellular component: Golgi apparatus. The record is from RefSeq and is a predicted model, not a curated record. Bases 377 to 2275 code for a protein of 632 amino acids. Lineage: Eukaryota; Metazoa; Chordata; Mammalia; Carnivora; Canidae. The transcript is spliced from 11 exons.